CAUCAAUGGGAAGCUUGGAUUUGCAUGUCCGGCCGCCUGUGCCAAUGGGCGCAAUGGGAAGGCUGGGUUAGCGGGUGGAGCCGGGGGAAGCGGCCCAGUAAGUGCACAGUCAACAACCAAAGCAUCCGAGAUUACUACAGCCGCACAAAAUUCCCAACGAACCCCCUCCGAAAAUACACAUUCUUGGUUAUUUCUUCUAAUAAUUCAGCUUUUGGUCGCAGGAGUUGGAGAGAAUCGCUGCUGUGAACCUUUUGCUGUCUUUUAUUAUUAUUGAAAGGCGUGUUUGCAUCGGUUUGCGGCUUUCCGUCGCUUCCACACACCGCCUUCCUAGUCUGGAUGAAGACGAUUUUGUGAAAUUCCCUAUCCCAGAUUCCUCGAUUGACUUUAGUAUUUCAUUGUCCGGGGUCCUGGAUUUACUCAGAGGAGGAGCAGAGGGGAGCCGAUCAUCCGUCGAUCUCUUGGUUCCAGGGAGCACGUGACCCCGGAGAUGAACAAGCUUCGUCAGAGUCUGAGGAGGAAGAAGCCCACCUAUGUGCCAGAGGCCAGCAGACCGCAUCAGUGGCAGGCUGACGAGGAGGCUGUACGCAAGGGCAAAUGUAACUUUGCUGUUCGGUACCUGGGGCUGGUCGAGGUGGAGGAGUCGAGAGGGAUGCAUGUUUGUGAGGAGGCUGUAAAAAAGCUGAAAGUUAGUGGUAAAAAGACAGUAAAAGCAGUACUGUGGGUUUCAGCUGAUGGACUCAGGGUGGUUGAUGACAAAACCAAGGACCUCAUUGUGGACCAGACCAUUGAGAAGGUUUCCUUCUGUGCUCCUGACCGGAACUAUGACAAGGCCUUCUCCUACAUCUGCAGAGAUGGAACCACCAGAAGGUGGAUGUGCCACUGCUUCAUGGCUCUGAAAGACUCGGGUGAGAGACUGAGCCAUGCAGUCGGCUGUGCCUUUGCUGCCUGUCUGGAGAGAAAGCAGCGCAGAGAGAAGGAGUGUGGCGUGACGGCUUCUUUUGAUGCCAGUCGCACUUCAUUUGUGCGUGAGGGCUCCUUCCGCAUCAAUUCAUCUUCCAGCCAGCAGGGCAGCAGCAGUGAGCGAGAUGAGAAGCUGCAGGAUAAAAAGAAAGAUCAGCCCUCUGUCAUCCCUACUCUUCCUCCUGGCUCCGCCUCUCCACCCGAGGGGACGGCAUCCCCAAUAGAGCAUCCAGAACCGGGUGGAGCCCAUGCUAUCCCUCGCCGCCACGCGCCCAUUGAACAGCUGGUGCGCCAAGGCUCAUUUAGGGGAUUUCCAGCUCUCAGCCAGAAGAACUCUCCUUUUAAGAGACAGCUGUCGCUCCGCCUAAACGACCUGCCUUCUACUCUACAACGCAAGACAGACUUUGAACCCAAGAACGCUGAGAUGGACAUGGGGUUACCAUGUGAGGGUGACAGUAGUAUAAAUGCACUGUGUUGCCAGAUCAACACAUCCUUCGUCAAGCCAUCAGACGAGCUCUUCUCCAACCCAUCCAUGUCUGCAAAUUGCCCUCAGACCUGCACUGUGCCCCCUGUUUUGCCUCCACCACCACCUGCACAUGUCCAGGCCACCUUGUCCUGGGUGCAGCCAGAACCUUCUCUCCACUCUCCACCUCCAGUUUCUGCAGCACUACAGAGCGGCCACAAACGCACCCCCUCAGAGGCUGAGAGAUGGCUGGAGGAGGUAUCUAAGGCUGUCAAAGCCCAACAGACACCUCCCCCUGGCCCCAUCAUACCCACUAUCCUUGGGCCCCCUUCCGUAGCCAGUCAUCAUAUCUCCACACAGGCGACCUUGUCUUCUGCCCCAGUAUCUACUCUCCCGAUGCCCUUCAGCACUCUAUCCAAACCUCUUAUCUCUGGUUCCUCUGCUCUUCCCUGUCAAGCCCAAAUGCCUCUCCCACCUAUGUCAAUAUCAUCUGUUCCUCUAAUACCAGGGCCUCCAGUGUCAGGCCCCCCGAUGUCUCUCCCAUCCAUGUCCAUCCCAACUAUGUCGGGCCCGAGCAUGUCUGGAGCCCCCAUGAUGCAGAGCUCUCUGGCCGGGCCCCCCGGCUCCCUUCCAAGUGCAAUGCAACCAUUUCCCCUUGCUUUUGAUGCCACUCCAGCCCCAGUUGGGAUGUUUGCCAGCCAGCCAGUCCAGCCUGCCUUCAUUCCCAUGCAGACCUACAUGCCUGGUCUGGCCAGUAGUAUGACCUACCCUAACGCCAGCGUGCCGGUGGUGGGCAUCACACCAUCGCAAAUGGUGGCCAAUGCCUUUUGCACAGCCACAGGCUCAUCGGGCACAGGUCCGACCACGGGCUUGGCUGCAGGAGGGUCCAAAGCGGGGCCAUUGGGAACAGUUGGGCAUCACCACUCCUAUCCAGGGCCAGCCGGUGCAGCAGUGCACACCUCAGGCUUUACCACAGCUACAUUUUCCUCCACUCCACCUCUGUCAUCAGCCAUUAAUGGCCUCCCAGUCCACAGCAGCGCAGCUGCAGUGAACCUCCAGAAUGGGACCUUGAGCAGUGGUGGAAAUGGUGGCAGCGGUGGCAGCUGGCCUCCAGAGGGCAGCCAGUUAACUGCACCGGGGUCUAGCAGCUCCCAAGAUGAUGACCGAUUUGAGGCCAAGUGGGCUGCACUGGAGACAAAAGCAGCGACACAACCGACAGGGAACAAGUCACCGGCUGCCACAGCUAACCCAUUUUCCAACAGUCUGCAAAAGACCUUUGAGAUUGAGCUCUGAGUCAGAUUCUGGCUCUUAAAGCUGUUGAUCUUGCUCUGGUGUUAAAGCCAGAGGAAAUUAGGAACCUUUUCCACGGUUUUUGCUUAAAUGGGAGGCAGGUUCUUUCAGAUGGCCUAGCAUCCAGCCUGCGCCAGCCUUGGGGUCAGUGCUACAAUGAUCUUAAUUUCUUUCUUUAUGAUUCCAUGUGAGAUUUAUAAGAACUCAGCAGUUUGCUGGGCAGCAGUCUGACAGAAUCAGGUUUCCAGCUCUCUAAACUUCACAAACGUAAUUCAUUUAGUCUGCCCGUUACCACCUUCUGCUUCCUGCUAUCACUUCUCCACUCUGGUUUUACUUUCCCUGCUGCAAGUCCCUGGAUAUACUGCAUGUUCCUCCUUCUGAAAGCACUACAGGGAGGACACUGCUAAGUGGUUUCUUUUUUUAAAAAGAGGACUCCCCUUGGAUGCAUUCCAACCUAAAAAUAUAUUUUUGGAUGUUUAACUAUUCAUUUUUUGUGUCUUUUAUUGUGGAGAUUUUAUGGUAUCUGGCAACAUUGUGGAGAAGGGUGGAAGCGAUCCAAGGAUCCCGCCGAUGUGAAAAUCUGGAUGCCUGAAAGGACGAGUCCAAAUGACCGACUUACCAAUAGUAGAGAUUUAUGGCCAAAAUUAUUUUAUUUAUUGUCUUUUGACUUCAACAUGUUAUAUGUACCUUACAAAUCCUUACGUUGAAGCAGAGUUUCAGAAGCAUGUUUUUUUUUUUUUUAUCCCCACAUGAUAUUUAACAGCAGAGUUAUCAGCAGAGAAACAAAAGGACUGUGGGAAUCCUAAUUGUAUAACAGGAACCAAAUAGCCGCAACUUCCACUACAGCUGUGUUCUGGGACAAGUCAGACCGGUGUAUAUAGCCGCAUGUUUCUUCCACCUCACUGCUGCUGAGGCCUGAUGAGUCAGUAUGGCGUCACUCGGAUGUGUAGCUUGUUACUUUUAUAAUCGCCUAACAACAAAGGCAUGAAACACCACUUCAGGAUAACCAGCACAUACAGUAUAGCACACAAACAGUCUGUCUUCACCAAACAAACCCAAGGAACUUUAAUAACUCAGUGGAAAAAAAAUGACCCUCCUCCUCAACACUGUGCAACUAUGUAGAAACAAUUCACUACAUUCCAGAUUUCACAAAUCCUCAUAUGUCCCCUGACACAGGGUAUACUCUCAUGUUGUACAAUAAUGAUCGCGUAUUCACCUCUGUAAGUACCAUGGUAGAGCUACACUUACAUUGCCUUGCAAAAGUAUUCAUACCCCAUGAACCUUUUCAUAUUUUGUCAUGAUACAACCACAAGCAUCAAGGUUAUUUGUGUGUUAGACCAAAACAAAGUUGUUCACGACUGAAGAGGGAAUUUCAAAUAGUUUACAACCAAAACUCUGAAAAGAGUGGUUUGAUAUGUAUUUCCAAACCAACCCCCCCAACCAGAUCCCAUGACCCAUAACACACAAACUUGCUUUGAUCUGAACCAUUCCAUUGUAGCUCUGGCUAUAUAUUCAGGGUUGUGCUGCUGGACGUUUAACCUCAGCCCCUUCCACUUCACAAAUAUGCACAACUUUGCUUAGGCAUAUCACAUAAAAUUCCAAUAAAACACAAUGAUGUUUGUGGCUGUAAUGAAACACAAUGUGGAAAAGUUGAAAAGGGUAUAAAUACUUUUGCAAGGCGUUUUUGAACAGAUUUCAGGGUGAAGUGUGGAGUCAAAACCGUGGGACUCAUACAUGAGGAAUGAAAUAACCCUGCUGAGUGAAUGUAAACCACGGUUUCAGUUGACACAUAGACACAGGUGGAAGUUGAAGGCAGACGCACAUGUUGGUUUUAGGAGGACGAGCUGUAUGUGAGAGAUUGAGGGAGGGAUGGAGAACGGAGGAAUAAUGAGAAGGAAGUCUAUUGGAAGAAACGUAGAUAAAACAAGAUGAAUGGGAUGUAAAAGUGAGAGACAGAUUUGGUUUAGAGCAGGGAUGCCCAGGUCUAGUCCUUAAGAGCUUCUGUCCUGCAACUUUUUAUGCAUCACUGCUUCAACACACCUGAAUCAAAUGGCUGAAUUCCCUCAUCAGCAUGGCCUUCAGCUCUGCUGAGGCCUGGGGAUCAGGGAUGAAUCCAAUAGUUACAGGAUAGUAGCUCUGGAGGACCGGAGUUGGGCAUCCCUGGUUCAUUAGGUCCACAUCACAAGCCGUGGGUCUGGUGUCUUUUUGUUUCAGAUGACUGAAGCAAAUACACUUUGCAGCUUUAAACACUUUAAAACAACAUCUCUGAUCAGUGUUAAAGAAAAUGUCUACUAUCUGACUGCAGUGUCCUAACCAUGAUUUAGUUUUUUUCAAACUUUGUGCAACUCGUGAUGCAGUCAGAACUUCGGCCAUGUCAGUAAGGCUUUGAGUGUUUCUGACAAGGUCCAAUAUUAAAAAAGCAGAAAUGUUUAUAAUCAAAGGGCUUUCUGCAGCUGGUGUCUCUGUUCUAUAAACUAUGAUUUGAUCAGAGACGCUCCAUAGUUAUGGACCGCCACUUUUAACAUCACCUGCUUGUUGUUUUAAUGAACUUAAUGUUUCUUUUUCUGCAGCUGGUGGCUGGACAUUUCCCAUUGCCCAAAUCUAUUGUCAGCAGGCCUAAUUUGUACCACUUUAUCCCCACCCAGACUUCAAGCUUUUCAGUUUAAAUCAAUAUUUCUUCCAAACUGCUUUAUCUACCUUCCUUUCUUUACUAUAAGAGUCUGAUUGAUUGAUUGAUUGAUUGAUUAAUUGAUUGGUCAAUAAAGUAGAUGCGUUUAGUCCAUUCGGAGAACAUUUUUGCCCUUGACUCUCGUUCACACGCCCUCCAAAUUAUAAAUGUAGGCUAAUUGUGUUCUGCGUCAAAGCAAACUAAAUGACCUCAUCAACUUGAUUGUAAAACCUUAGCUUAGUGAUGGUAACAAAGCGAACAGUGGAGUUUAUUUUUAAUCUUUAUUUACAGAAGUUUUUGUAUUUAAACCAACAUAUUUGUAUUAUAAUUACAUUGUACAAAAGAUAAAUAAAGUAAUAUAAUAUUA
This is a messenger RNA of Girardinichthys multiradiatus, 5748 nucleotides long. RefSeq names its product NUMB like endocytic adaptor protein (gene numbl). The record is from RefSeq and is a predicted model, not a curated record. Lineage: Eukaryota; Metazoa; Chordata; Actinopteri; Cyprinodontiformes; Goodeidae. The transcript has 9 exons. The coding region runs from base 488 to 2716 and encodes 742 amino acids.